Molecule: messenger RNA, 1527 nt
Organism: Lactuca saligna
Lineage: Eukaryota; Viridiplantae; Streptophyta; Magnoliopsida; Asterales; Asteraceae
Source: the annotation of a GenBank genome assembly
AUGGAAUCGGCAUUUGCGGGCUUCUGUGAACAGUAUUCUAUAAGAAUGAGGAGUACACGAUCAACUUCAUUCAAGUCGAAGUUCAAGAACAUAGCAGCAACGACCUUGAAUCUUGAAGAUGACGAUGAUGAUUUCGUUGCGCAACCUUUCGUUGCGCAACCUUUCGUUGCGCAACCUGAAGAACAAGUACAUGAAGAAGAACAACAUGUGAAACGAGAAAGAAAGUCAAAGAAAAAGCUUGAUAAAUCAGUUGAACCAAAGAAAAGUCCUAAAUCUUUAAAUGUACUACUUUUGGAAAGAGAGAUAAGGUCAAAGAGGAAAUAUGAUAGAGUUCCAAUUGUAAAAUUUUUAAAGAAUAAGGGAUACCCACCUAGUUUAAGAUACAUUCCAAUCAGAAUGAAACGUGAUAACAUCACUAUAGUUGUUAGGGGGAUGUCACCAGAACAAAAACAAGCAAUCUUGAGAAUGGGUUUUGGGUCAAUUCUGCAAAUGAAUAUUACAAGUUAUCUGGGGCAACUAAGCUACUAUCUUUUAGAUGUGUAUGAUUCCGAUAGUAAAAGACUUGUCCUACAAAACUUAUUUAUUGAGAUAACAGAACAAACAAUACAUGAUAUGAUGGGGUUGCCAAUUGGUGGAGAAGGCAUAAAUGAGUUGUCAUUGUGUGAUAAGGGGAAUCAAAUUCUAGAAGAAUGGAGGAGACAAUAUACUUGUGAUAAGUUCAAUGAGUCAAUGUUGAUGGGAACAAAUCAAAUAAAAGUGGUAAGGAAGUUGGUGUUGGUAGAAGACUUUUCAAAGUUAAAUUGGUGUAAAUAUAUGCUUGAUUGUUUGGGAUCAAUGAAAAAACUAUGGAAAAGGGAUGACAAAUCAAGCUACUACAGUGGUCCUAUUACACUCCUGAUUUUGAUGUACGUGUAUAACAUGAAGUAUUCUAUGAAGUUAGAUAAAAGGAUUUCUUUAAUUGGGCAUAGUAAUGGUGCUAAUUUAUUAGAGAUUCAACAAUUGGAAAUUAGUUUGGGAGGGUCCGGGAAGCAAUUUCGGGAUGAACAUGAUGAUAUCGAUAUGAGGGAUGAAACAGGAGGUGAAGAACAACAAUUGGUUAGUUUUAAGAGAGAUUUUGGAGAUGAGGAGGAUGGUUUGGUAAAAUUCCCUGAUAGUGUAGUGUUGAAUGAGUGGAUGGAAAAGAUGAAUGAGCUUUUCAAGGAAGUGUAUGAAGGGGCAAGUAACAAAAAUGUUCAUGAGCCGGAGGGUUGUAAUGAGUUAAAUAUGAAUGAUGUAGGUGAUGGCGGUGAAGGAAAUUGUUCACCUAUUAGAGGAUUGAUAGUUACUGACGUUAAUGUAGAAAAAGAAGUCAAUUAUAGUACACAUGUUGAUACCAAUUCUUUAACAAUGAGUCAUUUUCAUCGACUUCCUGGGGUUAAUGAGGAAAUGAUUAAGUUGUUGGAUGAAACUGAGUUACAGGUGUAUAGAAGGAAAAAGCUAAUGUCGGGAAUGAGUGGGGAUAAUGUGGUUGGAAGGAGAAGUUGUUGA